This is a messenger RNA of Porites evermanni, 10644 nucleotides long. NCBI's taxonomy places the organism in Eukaryota, Metazoa, Cnidaria, Anthozoa, Scleractinia, Poritidae. The record is from the annotation of a GenBank genome assembly.
AUGGCGUCCAGUGUGGCGGAAAGUUUACCUGACUUAAAUCAACUGUUUAGGGACAUAUCUUUGAAGUUUUAUCCAGCCGAAUCGGAAGAUGUCGUGCAAUAUUUGAAGAGGAUUUACGGAGAGCAAUUUAAAUCGCUGGGAAAUCAAGAUUUGCUGUCAUGUUUGGAUCGUUUGUAUGAGUUCGGUUAUGUUUCGAGUUCGAACCUGACACUGCUCGGCGAGUUUGUCGCCUCAAAAUCAAUCAACCAAAAUGUAAUUAACAAAAGGAUUGAAAACUUCAAGGCUUCUCGACCAUCAGAGAUUAAAACAGACAUUGAAUUGCAAGGAAGAAGAACUGAAAUUCAGGAAAUAAUGAAAAGCCUCGACAGUAAGCAAAAUGCUGUUGUCAAUUUGUAUGGAGCCACUGGAAUAGGAAAGACUACUCUUGCCAAGAAAAUUUAUGCAAAGUGGAUGGGAAAGAAACAUGUCUUUGACUUGAGAGAAAAUAAAGACAUGGGAGAAGUUUAUGUUAACAUUAUGGGUACGCUAAAGCUAAGUGUGCCUGAACGUGUUCUACCAAUGGUCUAUGUUGUUGGAAGAAUUCGCAAGUAUAUCGAAAACGAGAGCGACGGUCAGCCUGUACUCUUUCUUCUUGAUAAUGUCGAGCAGCUCACUGAAAGAAAGGGGAACGAGGGCAAGAACUUAAGGAUACAGUUCAUUCAAUUUCUAAACGAGCUUUCAGGAUAUGAGUACAAGAAAGGAUCAUUAAACAUGCUUCUGACCUCGAGGUUUGCGAUAAAAGUUAAAGAAACCGUGACUGACUAUGAAUUACAACCUCUUGAAAAUUUUUUUUCUGAAAAAAUUUUGCUCCCUGGGAAAACCUCAAGUGUUAAUACUUGGCAGAGAGAGAAGCUUCUCGGGAUCUGUAAAGGAGUUCCAUUGCUCUUAAAAGGAACAGCUGCAAUUUUGAGACAAAGACGAAAAUCACCCAAUGAUUUGAUUAGAGUAACAGAGACUAGUUCUCAAAAGGAAACCCAAACUCCUUCCAACCCUAACUUGACAGAGAACAAGGAAGAAAAACCUCUCGAUUUUAAAGAAGAAGGAGUUGAUGAAAGUCAGAUGUCAGUAAUCCGAGAAAUGUUCAACACUCUCCCGUCUGAUAGUUUGAGAAUGUCUGCUGUAUCACUGUCUUUGUUCCAUGCACCCUUUCCUGCAACCACAGCAGCCAAAGUUCUUGGGAUGAGAAUACCAGAAGCUAUAGCGCAGCUUGAAGGACUGACAACUAGUGAAAUCAUUCAACAUGUGCUUGAUGGAGAGGAUAAGCAGAUGAUGUAUGACAUUCAUCCGCUUUUAAAGAAGUAUGCUGAGAGCAUUGCCAAUGAAGCAAAGUUCUGUGAAUCUUACACUAAAGCAGAGAAGCGAUUUUAUGAGCACUUUUUGUCAGAGAUGAAAAGAAUUGCAGGAUUCAUAGAGUCUGAUUACGUUAAAGCAUUCUUUGAGUUUGAAAGAGAUCGCCAAAACUACGAGUUUACAAUUGACAGCACUUUGUUACCAGAGUACUUCAGUGUCCCAGGUGGAUACCAAGAAAAGGCAUUAGUUGUAUCUCUUUUCAAUGCCAUGUUGACUGGGGACAAACAGAGUAAGUUGUUCCAUUCCUGGGCGGAGGUGUGCAGAGAUGAUGGAAACUUAGGUAAGCCAUUUGCCUCUCCGUGUAGCAACCAUUAACGUCUUAAUACAGUUUCUACAAUUGAUGUUGCCACCUCCGUUGAACCGCGUUAAUUGUGAACGCCUUGUGUGCAUAAGAGUUGUGUUAAAAAAUGUCUUGAAAUAAACAACCAGUGGUGAAAUUGAGAUUAAAAGAAAGAGAAAAAGGGGAAAAAAUGAAGGACUGCUAGAAGUUCUACUUGAGAUAUACUUGCCAUAUAAUAACUGUUACAAAUUUUUCUUCUUUCAUUUGCUUCCAGGUUCUCUAUUUCGAGCUCAGCUACGAUGUUGGGAGGCUAGGCUGGUGUCAGAAACUCAAGGCCCUCUUGAUGGGUUUGAAGUACUGCAGAAGGCAUCCUUGUCAUUAGAACAAGUUCAGGAUCAAUCUUGCAAAUAUUUUGAACAGACUAAAAGGCUUUUCUUGUAUGUUGAGGGAGAAAUCUGUUAUCAAAACAGAGACUAUAAGAAAGCAAUUAAAUGCCUUGAGUCUUCUUUGGACCUUGUGGAGCAUCCGUCGAAACCUGACACCAAUCUUGCCCGGUGUUAUAAUGCUCUAGGUAAUUGUUACUAUGGAGUUAACAACGUAGAGAAAGCCCUUGAAUUCUACACUGAGGCGCUGAAGGUGCGAGAGCAAUUGUCUGGUUCUGAAUAUCACUAUGACAUGCCAGUAUACAAGAAUCAAAUUGGCACAGUUUACGAAGCAAAAGGAGAGUAUGAAGAAGCAGUCAAAUGGUACAAAGAGGCGUUAAGGCUUUUGGAGGAUCUGAAAAUCUCAGGAUACGAAGAUGAAGCACUUUUCUGUAGAAAUCUUGCUAAUGUUUUGAUGCGUCAGGAAAAGUACCAUAAAGCCGUCGAGCCGGCAGAAAAGGCAUACAACAUCAGACAAAAGAGGCUUGGAACACAUCCAGAUACCGUACGAAGCAUUUUUCAACUAGGGGUCCUUCAAGCAAACUUACGGGCUUAUCACAAAGCCUUGGACCAUUUCUUAACAGCUUGGAAAAUGGAGAAAUCGUUAGUUGCAGGGAACCAUAGUGAAGUUUGGAGACUAAUUAUUAAAGGCGUUUUUGACAUGUAUGAUGUUUUGAAGAUCAAAGAAGUUGACAAAGAGAAAUUCAGGCAAGAAGCGUUGGAGUUUUGUCAACAUUUUUGGAAAGGCGAAUUAAUGUCUUCACACUUCAGCUUUACUGCGUUCAAUAAAGGAAUCAUCGAUUGUAUUCUGGAUCUACUUAGUGACAUGGAAGAAGAGAGUGAUUUAAGAGAUGAGUACAAGAACUUAGCUCUUUGGUUCGAUGAAGGCAUGCAGAAAGAGGAGGAUGAUGUAAUUAAUCCACUAACCAAACAGGUAUUAUAGGUACAGUCUGAAAGAUGGAGUGUAAUCACAUAUGUAAAGUGUUGCUGUUGUUAUCACUGCUAUUUACUAGGAAAAGUGAUAAGCCUGUUAAAAUUACAAGCACAUCACCAAAAACAAACCCCUGUUUGUAAUAUGAAACACGUUUUCAUGACAGGCUUAGACCAUUCAGGAAUUUGGGUCCUUUCUGCUUAGGUAAAAUUUUUUUACCUAAAUCACAGUAGUAGCUGAAAGAGGAACCACACUAAAAAGAAGACAAGCCUUACGAAGGUGUUAUAAGCCGGAUUAAUCCUGACACGUUUUAGCGGUAAAUUUUCCUGAUUAAGGUGUACGAGUUUUCUUAAAAGUCUGAUAUGUAAUACAAUAAAACAGUGGGACAGGGCUACUCUUUCUUAAUUUGCUGUUAUAUAAUUUUUUUGUGGCUAUAGCGGUUUCAUGCUGGCUUGGUUAAAAAAUAUACAUCACCGGAAUUUUCAGUUUUAAAAUGCCUUUAUCUUAGUUGACAUUGUUUUGGUAAAGGAUUACAUAAAUAAAUUUGUUAGAGAGAAGUAAAUACUUCAAAGGUUUAUUCGUUAGACACAGGCAAAUUAAUGCCCCAGUGUAUUUGUUAGACACAAACAAAUUAAUGCCCCAGUGUAUUUGUUAGACAGAGGCAAAUUAAUGCCCCAGUGUUGUUGUUAGACACAGGCAAAUUAAUGCCCCAGUGUAUUUGUAAGACACAGGCAAAUUAAUGCCCCAGUGUGUUUGCUAAACCCAGGCAAAUUAAUGCCCCAGUGUAUUUUGUUAAACACAGGCAAAUUAAUGCACCUAUCAAUGUAAAUCCCGUGAGGGGGGAGUGCGGGCAAGGGGCAGGGAUUUGAUGCCUGAGACUAUCCCCCCUGUUGGGCUUUUGAUCGUGCAAAGCGACCCCGGGGUCGGGACAUUUGACUUUGCCCGGCAGAAGCCUGGUACCAAUUCAGAAGUGGUUGCCAAGUCUGUCCCUCGAGGCUUUCUUAAAGUCACGCUGUUGGAGAAAGGUGUGAAGUUUUCAUUUGUUUUAAUCGCCAUAAUCCGACAGUCAUCUAAACAGAUAAUGUCUAUUUUGAGAAAGUUUUUAUCUUCAAGUGCCCAUCUGAAUGUAAAACUCCAUUGAAAUCGAAUUCCACCAUGAAAUUCAGAGCAUUUUUAACGGCUCACUGAUCCGACCUGUUCCAACAUGUUGAGCAGAUGUUAUAAAACAUUGUACGUUUCAUUAACAUUAUAAUAGCCCGGUCAGUCUUCCUGGAGGGAUUUUGUCGUUCAAAAUAAGAGAUGCUAGUGGAGAGAGAAAAUACUUAAUUACAGCGAGUAAUUUAAGGGAGCUUAUGUUAACCUUUAACUAAAUAAAAGUAGUAAGAACGUACUUUUGAAAUGUUCUUUUAUUCGUUUUUUAAGUAUUAUAGCAAUGUUUGCUAAGAUUUUUUCCCCUGGGGUGGGGCUUUUUUGACACUUUUGAUUGACCUUUCGUUUCCCGCCCUGGGGAAUUUGAUCAAAAAAUUUUAAAAUUUGUCAAAUCCCCACCCCUUGCCCGCACUCCCCCCCCCCCCCCCCCGGGGUUACCUUUUUAAGGUGCUUUUUUCCCCCACUGGAGAUUGGGAUUUGUUUUUUUUUCCUGGUUCCAUUCCCCCCCCCCUCUUUUUUUUUUCGUUUUUUUCUUUUUUUUUUUUUUUUUUUUUUGACACUUUUUACCACUUUUUUCUUUAAAAAAAAAAAACACCCCUUUUCUUUUUUCCAAACCCCCCCCCUUUCCCCCCCCCCCCCCCCCCCCCCAACGGGGUUUACAUUGAUAGGCGCAUAAUGCCCCAGUGUAUUUUGUUAAACACAGGCAAAUUAAUGCCCCAGUGUGUUUUGUCAAACACAGGCAAAUUAAUGCCCCAGUGUAUUUAUUAGACACAGGCAAAUUAAUGCCCCAGUGUAUUUGUUAAACACAGACAAAUUAAUGCCCCAGUGUAUUUUGUUAAACACACGCAAAUUAAUGCCCCAGUGUAUUUUGUUAAACACAGGCAAAUUAAUGCCCCAGUGUAUUUUGUUAACCACAGGCAAAUUAAUGCCCCAGUGUAUUUAUUAGUCACAGGCAAAUUAAUGCCCCAGUGUAUUUUGUUAAACACAGGCAAAUUAAUGCCCCAGCGUAUUUGUUAGACACAGCUGGCAAAUUAAUGCCUCAGUGUAUUUUGUUAAACACAGGCAAAUUAAUGCCCCAGUGUAUUUAUAAGAUACAGGGAAAUUAAUGCCCCAGUGUAUUAUGUUAGACACCUUAACGCCUUGGGCAAAUGCCUGCUGUUAAUUCCUGAACUGGCCUAAGCCUCUCAUAUGUUGUCUGCCUUAAUGUGCAUAACUCGGACAUUAACCCCUCCUUAUCAUUUUUUUAGAGUUCGAGGGAGACAAGACAACCAGGCGAUACGCUGCGAACGAGAGGUACAUUUCCAUUUCGAUGUGUGAAGCUUUAAAAUCUUAUAUCUUAUAUCUUACCGCUUUUUUGGCCCUAGUUGUUGUCCUCGUUACCCCCAUUGACGUGAUGAGUAUUUUCAUCAGAGUCAAUAUCAACGUUAUAUUUUAUUAUUAUUGUAGCCUGUUCCAAGCGUUCAGAUAGUAGAGCGCGGAUGUUAAAAGUGGGGAGCAAAUUAUAAGUUGUUCACCACUCGUUUUUUUUUCUCUUCGUGAAUUUUUCUCCCACGCUCUACUAUUCAAACGCCUGGAACAGGUUAUUUUCAUUGUCAUCAUCAUCUCCACCUUUACUCAUAAUCUUCAUCACCAUGUCGUUCCCAACCUCCACAACCAUCGUUACAAUACUUGUCCUUUUUUUCGAUUUAAACCCUCAUUGUUACUCUUUAGUAUCAACAUUAACUAAUUGUCAGUCACCUUAGUAGGCUCCAGCUGUCUCUUGGCAUUCAAUAUUAAUUUUUUGGAGUAAUUUGAUAAAAUUACUUUCAAAGGCUUCCUUUUCUUAGAAAUAACGUCACAAUGUUCAAAACUCAAGGGGAUCCACCACAGGAGCCACCAUGCAGCUGCAAGGGAGUGGUUUCGCUGCAAAAUUGUGAUUAUUUUGACGUUAUUUUUAUAGUCGAUGAGAGUGUAGACCAUGGACAAUUGUUGUCGAUUUUUUUCUUUUACAAUAAUGUUGACGUUUAAUUUAAGUUUAUUAGAAAAACGCGCACGCACGAAAGAGCAAACCAAAGUGCACCGCCAUCACGUCAGUUCUAUACUCUCGUAGACUCGACCAUUCAUUAUGCGAGAAAUUGCUGAGUUAUUUGCAAACAUUGAAUCUUAAGUUCUUCGAACCAUGUUUAAAUAGAAAAGACGCCAUUUGUUCAAGAAAAAUCCUCUUUUACUGGAAAAGAGAAAGACGAGAUUGAAGUAGAAGCUGAAGACGACGUUGUUGAGGCAUCCGUGCUAGCCACUCCCCAAGUAGAUUCCCAAGAAAAAACGGGCGAAGGUUCUGAAGUGUUAGCUAAGACAGUAGAUGAAGAGGGGCUUAAAGCAGAGUCCCAAAUAACGAUUCAAGGUAGAACGGAAGAAGAGUUUGAACAUGAAACUGAAUCUGAGGGAGAUCUUGAAUCCGAAGGAAUGAUGGAAGAAGAACCAGAAGACGACGUUAAAAACAUACGCUCUGUUAUCUUCAGGUAAGAAAAUAAGUGGCAUCGAAAGCACAGACACUAAAAACACUAAAACCUUACCUUGUAUGAAUUUAGAAAUCUUUGGAACCAAGGAAGCUGGUUUUGUGACAGGAGCUGGACUGAAGAGUGUCCUUUGGCUGGUUCACACGAGCGGCACAAAAGCAAACGUCCAACAUAAACAAAAAGAACAUACCCACACGUUGCAUUGUUUUAAGAAGGGUCGUAUUAUAAGCACAACACUUGCGGAAGCGCUGGCCGUCCCAAGAAAUGGAAAAUUGCCUACUUGUAGUUACAUUAAGAUACUUUCCAAGUCUGUUCCCCUGGGCUUACGUUUUCAUGUGCGCCAGUCGUGUGAACCAACCUUUAGAGCUGAGAGUUUCAAAUCAAGAGCCAUAAUGGCUCUUGUUUCAAAUACAUCAACUUCAUGGUUUUGCUUUGAAGGCGAUGGUCGAUAAAACUGUAUACUCUCAACGUGAAGCAGCAUAUUUCACACCCUGGGACUUGAUAGGCAAGUUUUUAUCCUUAAAAAGAAGGCAGACAAAAAACUGUCCGAAACCAUUCGUCAAGGGGUUAGUAUAUUGCCCCCUCUUUUUUGGGAAUAAGAAAUCGUGAACGAGUCCGCCGCCAUACCCCUAACUUAAAACUAAUUUUCCCAAUACAUUCCUCUUCAACCAUCGUCACCCAUUGUUCUGAAGACAAAAAGGAAGACUAAGAAGAAAGAAAACAACAACAUUUAUUGAAAUUCGUCUGAUUGUAGAGGAGAAGUAACAAGUGAGGGUACCAACUGGGCCGUCAAAGAAGGGGGUGUUCACCUGAUGUUUCCUCCUGAUGCUGUGUCUGAACUUACUCCAAUAAUGGUCCAAAGAUGGAAAUACAGUCACCGUUCUCCCCCACUUCACGAGUAUGAGGCCAUUACUAGCAAUGUUAUUGAACUGUGCCCCAUGGUAGGCCAAGGCCUAAAAUUUAACACCAAGGUGAAGCUGUCACUAUCCCACAGCACAACAAGCCUGUGGGGCUAUGAGCUGGUGAUAAAAAGGCUGAUUGACAAGGAGACGAAUAAAUGGGAGGAAAUGGAUGGAACUACGGACGUUCGUUACCAUCAAGGUAGAGGAAAUCCCUUUUUAGAGUAGAAUAAUGUGCGGAUUAUAGGUUGGCCUGAUGAAAACUUUAUAGCAGAGUGGGGUGUACGCAGUCAGUAUGCUCUGUGCAGAUUUUUUGAUUCCAGUUUAUCCUUGAGUCGAGCAUGGCUCCUUUGUUUUCCAUCAAUUCACGGUACUUUUCAAAAAAGUUAUUUUAACUCUAAAAGUGGAGUGAAAAUAUUAGGUAUAGGAUAAUUCCUUUUUCUUUUUGAAGGAGGUCAAUAUAAUUUACGGGGUAUUGAGGAGUUAAUUUAACUUCACCUGAUGAGGCAAUGUUUGUAACUCUUUAAAAAACAGCGUGAUUGUACCUUAUAGGCGAAUCUUUGUUUACACUUUUUUCCUCAUUAACAUAUGCUUACCACUAUCUGAUGACGCUAAUAAAAUUAAAAAUCUGAAUAUUUAAAGGGCAUAUCAGUUUCAGUUAUCUCUGAAAAUUUGAGCCCAAUACACCAAACGGUUUCGGAAAAAUUCUCCUCUAAAACCUCGAAAAUUUACAAAGAAUGUAUGGCUCAUUAACGUUUCUGCCACACAGCAAUUCCGCAGUUUUUGAUGGCUGAUAUUUCCUUCAAUAUUGCUUGCAAAGAGCUGAAAAUUGUACAAAUUGCUCAACUUAAACAGCUGUUUCAACUUUUUCAUUUAGUUCGUAAUUAUAUACCGCCACGGCUUCUAUGACUUAAGUGGUAUGCUAAUGUUGAAAAAUGUAAUCAAUGACGUCAGCGCAAAGAUUCGCCUUUAAUACUAAAAAAACAAAGAAGUUUAACAUUGAAGUAGGUGUACGUCACGGCGUAGACAAGGGGGUGAAGUAGUUUUGAACUCAGUGCCGUUUUCAAUUUGAAGCUGGGUUAGGUGAGCCUGGUUUGUUAUAAUAUUAUCUGUCACUUUUCCAUAGAAAAGGAAACGAGCUAAGUGAAUAUAUGUAAUUUUUUUUUAACAGAAAACGAAGACGAUUACCCUUUCCACAUGGAAAUACCGGACUUUUUCUUUCCUAUUGCUCAAGCUGACAUCACUGAGUGCUCAGCAUACGCAGUUGUUUGUCGUCUGAAGGCUUCUCCAACUUACACCAUCACAUCCAAAGGCGGCUCAUUCAGCCAUCCUGACUAUCCAGGCGUGACAGUUACAAUCCCUGAGAAUGCUGUUGCACCUACAGAAAAGUUUCCUGUGGAGUUAAAGGUAGGUGUGAUUUCAUAUGUCCGUCGAAGUAGUUCUUAAGCUGAGCCCGGUUGACCAGGCUUUUGCACAAAAUCCUUGGUAAAAAUAUGAGAGGGCGUAGUCCACCUUGGUUAACCGAGAAAAAACACUUUUUGUUAAAAAUUGUGACCACAAAUUCAUGACGGUCUGAUUUUUGGAUAGUGUGUAAGAAACAAUGAAAGAAUGCGGAGUUUUUAAACUUUCGUACACUAUACGCCUCUAUGCGCCUCUCGCUCAUUAGCAGAGCAGGUCAAAACAUGCGUAUUUAGUGAGACUUUGCAUCUGAGUAGUGUUUUCACGUUAUUGAAAAAACUGGACGUUAUUUUCACAGUGGGAAUCGUAACAAACAACUUGUGAUUAUCAUUUCUAAUGGAACAGGUGCAAGAAGUUUCAAAUGAAGAAUUUGAAGGGGAAAGUAUUAUUAUUGGGCCUGUGUUGCGAAUCACUCGGGCUGUCCAGUUCUUGAGGCUUGUCACCAUUCAACUGCCAAUUUCUCUUCGAGGGCAAGAAGUCUUCAAUCCAGAUCCCACAGUCUAUAGGGUCAGAGUGUUGUUCCUGAAGACCGAGGAUGAAAUGAAGAAAUGGAUUGAAAUCACUGGUGAUCUUCCGGAACCCCCAAGUUUUGAUGGAAAGUUCGUAAGGUUUCAGGUUGAUCGAUUUUGUCGGUAAGAACUGAAGCAUUUUUUUGUUUGUUUUGUGUGUGCGUAUGUUUUUUUUUGCUUCCAUUCUCUAAGAAGAUUGACGGUGAGGUAAAGUUAUGAAUUAUUUAUGUUAUAUUUUAACCAUGCAUUCAGUAACGGCAAAGGAAUUUACCAAAAUGUAUUAUGCACUUGUACAGUUGUUGUUGUCUUUGCCGUCUCCGUCAUUUUGUUAAAUGACCUGCCUUAGAGAAACCAUAUUAGAACACCGCAAUCAGAAACAGAUCCUACAAGGCUCAAAGAAUGUGUCUUGUGGUGCUUGGAACCGCACAGAAGACUAAGAAGAGUGGGAACAGCAAGUGAUGCCUAUAAGUUGUUUGAUGACUAGAUAGGAAACUUCUAAGCCGUUUAGUAGGCGAACGGUGAUACCAUGGCACCUCAGUUUAAUUACAAGGAAUCCAUGAAGUGCUGAGCUAAUAUGACUUAGUGUAGCCUGGAAGAAUGACUUCUAUAGCCGUGGGCUUGUUUCUGGAUGAUGCUUAACUUUUGUAUAUAGGAGGGUGCCAUUGUAAGAGUACUUUUCCGGAUAGAAACACGAACUGAAUUGCAUUUAGACUGUUCAGUUAUGGUCAGAAGUUAACCAAACCCUUUAAAAUUCUUUUGUCAAAUUUCCUUCGUCUAGAUAUUCGUAUUUCCUUGAUGGUCUUCAAGAAAACUCCAGUGCUGAAAGACUGGGAAUUACGAGUUUUCUUUCCCGCUUCAUUUGGAAUCAGCCGAAACCGGCCAUCUUCGUCGCCUACUUUUGUCGGGAUUUUCCAGACAUUUUAUACCUUAUAUGCUGCCCCCCUCACUUGAAAAGAAAGGUGAUGGAUGAGCUUGAAGACAAGGGCAUAACGCCAUAUGACGGAGCUUCGAAGAAAAAUAUGAUACCAGGGGAGGACAAGGCAUUCGUAUCAGUAUCAGAAGGAAUACGCCCAUACAAAAAGAAGGACAUUGGCCAAGUCUUUCUCAAGUAA